Mycena indigotica is the source of this 1605-nucleotide messenger RNA. RefSeq lists its product as uncharacterized. The record is from RefSeq and is a predicted model, not a curated record. The transcript has 10 exons. Bases 1 to 1605 code for a protein of 534 amino acids. NCBI's taxonomy places the organism in Eukaryota, Fungi, Basidiomycota, Agaricomycetes, Agaricales, Mycenaceae.
AUGCUCGUCGAUAUCCUUGUUGGCAGGCUGGCCCUCGCUUUCAAGCUCGCCUGUCUCUUUGCCUUUGGGACAUUAGUCGACAGCAAGAGUAACUCGGCGCGAAUAGACGCCCGAUUGAGUGACCUGGAGAAGCAGGUGCUCAAGGACCGUCUGUUUCAGACGAACUUGCGGGGCCCACGAUGGACCGGAAACGAAAAUCAGAACGUCCUCACCAGCCUCGUCGCAGAAGCCAUGGAAGGGGCUGGUCUCGACGUCGAUACCAUAGACUAUCAGUUUUAUAGAUGGGAUCCGAGAUGGUGGUCGCUCAGUCUGACGCUCACCAACGGCUCGACGAUUGGCAUACCCACGACUGGGUACUGGCCGUAUUCUGGAAGCACGUCGCUUGCGGGUGUUACUGCCCCUUUAGUCGAUGUCGGGACAUUCGGCUUGCUUCCCAACUCAGAUGGCGACCCAAGCACUUUGGAUUUCACGCACAUCGCCUCCGAUGGAGGUACCAUAGUGUUCUUCGACAAUCCCAGCCCAACCCGCAAUUACUCUGAGCCAGGCUACCAUUUGCUGGGCACGUCUCGGAAUAUACCUUCGGCAGCAAUUCCUGAGCUGGGAAACUUGACCAACCCCCAUUGGCAAUCGAGCAAGACCCUCAACUGGACGGAGUUGCAUCAGCGCGGAGUAGUAGCUGCAAUUUCUUCGUGGGUCAACACCUCAGAUGAGAAUGCGGCGCUUCAGUUUCUGCCCAAUGACGGGUCGCCAGGGGACGGCAGCUCGCCAAACAGCUACCAGGUCCCUGCGCUAUAUGUUGGCAACUCCACUGGCAAAAUGAUUCGCAAUCUUCUGGCAAACGGCGGUGUCUCGAACGCAACGGUCGUAUUAAACGCACCCGACGUUUUGGCUCAGACGCAAACAGUCAUUGGUCAUCUGGAUGGCGCAGCGGCGGACGAGUCUGACGAUACGAUCAUUCUUUAUACGCACAGUGAUGGGCCUUCGAUCAUCGAGGAAAAUGGGCCAUUAUUGCUGCUCACCAUCGCUGAACAUUUCGCUCGCUACCCGCAACCGAUCCUCAACAUGAGCUUGGACUUUGUUAUCACCACUGGCCACAUGUCAGGCCAUCACUUGAACGAGUCGGCGUGGAUGAGGGACUAUCCGGACAUCCUUGCCAACGCGAGAUUUGCCGUUUCUGUCGAACAUUUCGGUGCGAUCGAGUGGAAGGACGACUUUUCCUCGCCCACGAUGAUGCCGAUUUACCGAGCCACCGGCGCCUUGGAGCCGAUUUGGACAAUGGCCAAUGAGUCAAAAGCCAGCGGUCCGCUUCAUGAGUCGUAUCUUAACGCAUUUGACGCAAGCCCGAGCCCACUUCGUAUGGCGCUACUGGCCCCAGAACAUUUGGAUGGUUCGCGCUCCAUGUGGUAUGGUGUAGGUGGAAGCGCUAUUCUUGGUCAUUCGAGCAUUCCGACCAUAGGAAUUAUUCCCCAACCGGAUUACCUUUGGGCAGCAUCGACCGACGGAGGCUGGAGCAGGCUUGAUAUGGACGCGUUGAUGGCGCAGAUGGAUGUUAUGUUGUCGUUGAUUCAGAAACUUGACGCAAGAUAUGUUCCGUUGGCGCAUUAG